AUGGCGGCCGAUGGAGAGCGAUCCCCGCUGCUCUCCGAGCCCAUCGACGGUGGCGCCGGUGGCAACGGAUUAGCGGGGCCAGGCGGGAGUGGGGCUGGGCCCGGGAGAGGCCUGACCCCCUCAGCACCACCCUACGGAGCCGGUAAACAUGUCCCGCCCCAGGCAUUUCCCCCGUUCCCCGAGGGACACCCAGCCGUGUUGCCUGGGGAUGACCCACCCCCCUACUCACCCCUGACCAGCCCCGACAGUGGGAAUGCCCCCAUGAUCACCUGCCGAGUCUGCCAGUCUCUCAUCAACGUGGAAGGCAAGAUGCAUCAGCAUGUAGUCAAAUGUGGCGUCUGCAACGAAGCCACCCCAAUCAAGAAUGCACCCCCUGGGAAAAAAUAUGUCCGAUGCCCUUGCAACUGUCUCCUUAUCUGCAAAGUGACUUCGCAGCGAAUUGCCUGUCCUCGACCCUACUGCAAAAGAAUCAUUAAUCUGGGGCCUGUGCACCCAGGACCUCUAAGUCCAGAACCUCAACCCGUGGGUGUCAGGGUCAUCUGUGGACAUUGCAAGAACACUUUUCUGUGGACAGAGUUCACAGACCGAACCUUGGCCCGUUGUCCUCACUGCAGGAAAGUGUCAUCCAUUGGGCGCAGAUAUCCACGAAAGAGAUGUGUCUGCUGCUUCUUGCUUGGUUUACUCUUGGCAGUCACUGCCACUGGCCUUGCUUUUGGGACAUGGAAGCAAGCACGGCGAUAUGGAGGCAUCUAUGCAGCCUGGGCAUUUGCCAUCCUGUUGGCUGUUCUGUGUUUAGGGCGGGCCCUCUAUUGGGCCUGUAUGAAGGUCAGCCACCCUGUCCAGAACUUCUCCUGA
This is a messenger RNA of Pipistrellus nathusii (Nathusius's pipistrelle), 855 nucleotides long. NCBI's taxonomy places the organism in Eukaryota, Metazoa, Chordata, Mammalia, Chiroptera, Vespertilionidae. The record is from the annotation of a GenBank genome assembly.